Molecule: messenger RNA, 2424 nt
Organism: Asterias rubens (European starfish)
Lineage: Eukaryota; Metazoa; Echinodermata; Asteroidea; Forcipulatida; Asteriidae
Product: T-complex protein 1 subunit epsilon-like
Exons: 11
Coding region: 119-1744 (541 amino acids)
Biological process (GO): protein folding
Cellular component (GO): chaperonin-containing T-complex
Molecular function (GO): ATP binding; ATP-dependent protein folding chaperone; ATP hydrolysis activity
Source: RefSeq, a predicted model, not a curated record
GGCCAUUUUGUUUUCGAGAUCUUUCUACCGAAUGGGUUACAUGUGAAUUCUGAAAGAGGUCAAUUAAAUCCUGUUCCAUCCUUUUCGUCUGUGGCUGAAAUAUCUUCAAAAUCUCAUCAUGACUUCCGUCGGAUCUCUUGCAUUCGAUGAGUUUGGUCGGCCGUUUUUCAUCGUCAGAGAUCAGGACCAAAAGACCCGUUUGACUGGGAUCGAAGCUCAGAAGUCGCACAUAAUGGCUGCCAAGAGUGUAGCAUCAACAUUGAAGACAUCUUUAGGACCAAAUGGUCUUGAUAAGAUGCUGGUAAGCCCAGAUGGUGAGGUCACAGUAACAAACGACGGAGCCACCAUUCUCAGCAAGAUGGAUGUUGAGCAUCAGAUUGCUAAACUUCUUGUCCAACUCUCCAAGUCACAAGAUGAUGAGAUUGGAGAUGGUACUACUGGAGUGGUCGUACUCGCUGGAGCCCUUCUUGAACAUGCAGAGGGUCUUCUAGAUCGUGGCAUUCAUCCAAUCCGCAUUGCUGACGGCUAUGAGAUGGCUGCCCGUAAAGCUGUCCAGAGACUUGAGGAAAUCAAGGAAGCAUUUGUGGUCAGCAAAGAUCACUUGGAGCCACUAAUCGAGACAGCUAUGACCACACUUGGAUCAAAGAUUGUGAACAAGUGUCAUCGUCAGAUGGCUAAAAUUGCCGUGGAUGCAAUCAUGACCGUUGCAGAUUUCGAUCGUAAAGAUGUAGACUUUGAACUGAUCAAGGUCGAGGGAAAGGUCGGAGGUCAACUUGAGGACACCAUGCUGGUCAAAGGGGUCAUUAUCGACAAAGAUUUCAGCCAUCCACAGAUGCCCAAGGAAAUCAAAGAUGCUAAGAUGGCGAUCCUGACGUGUCCGUUUGAGCCUCCUAAACCCAAGACGACUCACAAGUUGGAUAUCAAGUCAGUCGAGGACUAUAAGAAGCUGAAGGAGUAUGAGAAUAAGAAAUUCACUGACAUGGUGGAGCAGGUGAAAGCGACAGGAGCUAAUCUCGCCAUUUGUCAAUGGGGAUUUGAUGACGAGGCAAACCACUUACUUCUACAGAAUAAACUCCCAGCUAUCAGAUGGGUAGGAGGACCAGAAAUCGAGUUAAUAGCCAUUGCAACGGGUGGCCGCAUCGUCCCACGCUUCCAAGAGCUCACCGCAGAGAAACUGGGUAAAGCAGGCAUCGUGAGGGAGUUGUCAUUCGGCACAACCAAAGAUCAUAUGUUGGUUAUCGAGGAUUGUCAUAAUUCUAGAGCCGUGACCAUCUUCAUCCGCGGUGGAAACAAAAUGAUCAUUGAAGAAGCUAAGCGUAGUUUACAUGACGCCCUGUGUGUAAUCCGCAAUCUAGUCCGUAAUAAUCACAUUGUAUAUGGAGGUGGUGCUGCGGAGAUUGCAUGUGCUCUCGCUGUCAGUAGAGAAGCAGAUAAGAUUUCCACAAUAGAGCAGUACGCCAUGCGUAGUUUCAGCGAUGCUCUAGAAUCUAUCCCCAUGGCACUAGCUGAGAACAGCGGUCUACAUCCAAUAAGGACGCUAGCCGACAUCAAAUCCAGACAAGUGAAAGAGGGAAACCCAAGACUUGGAAUUGACUGCAUGGGAAAGGGUACUAAUGACAUGAAGGAUCAGCACGUGAUCGAGACGCUGAUUGGAAAGACACAACAGAUCAACCUAGCUACACAACUUGUACGGAUGAUUCUUAAGAUUGAUGAUAUUAGGUCACAGUUUGGUCAAGCUCAGUGAGGAGUUAAUGUCAUGGACUUGCACCCGGUUCAGACAGGCAGUCCAGAGUCACGCCGAACCAAACAGAUUAAAAGCGACUCUCUAGGUCUACCCAAAUAAAUGUUGGUUUCAGACAGGCAAACUCAACAUAACAUUCACAUUGGUUUGGCUCGUGACAAGUUUGACGUCUGAAACCAAGGUGCUCGAGAGUUGUUUUGAUUGACUGCAACAGUCGAUCUUUCGACUUCUAGUGCGUUCAGUGGCUCCUAACUCUUUCAUACGUCAAACUUUUCUUGUAUUUAAUUCAGAAUUUGGUUUGGCGCGACUCUUGAGCCUCUUGUGUUAGAAUACUAGAUAUAAGCACAUUAUUAUGUGGGAAUGUACGCCAGUAUUAAGUCUAUUCACCUGUUGUAAUGAUUGAUCGCAAACUUGGUGUCUAACCUGAAAAUGUAAAUUUUCCAUUGAGCGUUCGUUUUUCUUUUCAAAAGCAGCAAUGCAUUGAUAGUAGGCUGGAUAAAAACGUUUCUUUGAUUGUCUUCAUGAAGUUGAAGAUCUUUUUUGUGGUCUUGGGUUCAUCUUAGUGGUAUUUUCUUGCCUUCACUUACCACAUGACCCGUUCUCGCCAUUGUUUCCUCUUCAUAAUGACAGACACAUUACACCUCGGUUUAAGUUUAUGUCAAACUUUAUGUACAUGCAGUAAG